Molecule: messenger RNA, 563 nt
Organism: Racocetra persica
Lineage: Eukaryota; Fungi; Glomeromycota; Glomeromycetes; Diversisporales; Gigasporaceae
Source: the annotation of a GenBank genome assembly
AUUCUUUAUCCGAAGAUGAAAUUCCUAUCCCAGUUUCAAAAACCAGUGCACCAAAAAAACAAACACAUUUUCAAAGUUAUGUUUCACAUCCACUAUCUGAAAAAGAUAGACCACAUUUUGAAAACCUGAUAUUACGUAUGAUCGUAUCAAAUGGUCUUCCUUUUACUUUCAUGGAAAAUUAUGAAACACAAGAGGUUUUUCAUUUUAUCGCACCAAGUUUAAAAUUACCUAAUCGACGAGCAGUAAGCAAUAGAAUUCUUCCAAGGUAUUCUGAAAAGUUAGGUGAGGAAAUUCAACAACGUGCACGUGCUGAUAAAAUCGGAGUAACUGCUGCAUUUGACGGCUGGACGAACAUUAAGCAGGAGCAUCUUUUCGGUGUUGUGUUGAUUACUUCUCAAGGUGAAGCUUUGAUUUGGAAUUCGCAUGAUAUUAGCGAUCAGCGGUCAAGAACAGAAGAUGUGAAGCUUCUUAUUAAAGAAAUUAUGAAUAACGUGCAAGAAAAGGAUAUAAAAAUCAAUUGCUAUGUGUCUGAUUCUGCUGGGGAAUAUGCAGCCGCAAGGCAA